GACCCUUGUACUCGAGUGGCGAAGGUUUGACAUGGCCCACAUAUCACAUACAAUUAACUACACCACUAUCAUUGUUACUUACCCUGUAUAUGUUUACAUUUUUGGUUAACUUUCAAACAGGACAGCAUAACCUCCUUUUUCCACAUAAAAUGAAGAUCAUUUGAAUUUAAAAUGUUAAAUGUACGUAUAAGUUCGUUCGGUGACAAUGGACUUGGAGAACAGGAGCAAGACGCGAAUUUUUCUUUAACUGAAUUAGACAAAGGUCUGCGAUCGGGAACUGUUGGCGAACAGUGUGAAGCAAUUGUUCGAUUUCCACGUCUUUUUGAAAGGUACCCUUUUCCAAUUCUAAUUAAUGCGUCGUUCUUGAAAUUGGCCGAUGUUUUUAGGGUCGGAAGUAACUUUCUCCGCUUGUGGGUUUUAAGAGUGUGUCAGCAGAGUGAGAAACAUUUAGAUAAAAUUUCAAAUGUUGAUGAGUUUGUGAGGAGAGUUUAUAGCGUUAUACAUAGUAAUGAUCCCAUUGCCAGGGCAUUGACGUUAAGGACUUUAGGUGCUGUUGCUGGAAUUAUUCCAGAAAGGCAACAGGUGCAUCACAGUAUAAGAAGAAGUUUGGAUUCGCAUGAUAAUGUUGAAGUGGAAGCCGCAAUAUAUGCUGCUAUUCAAUUUGCAGCUCAGUCAAAGACCUUUGCGAUUAGCAUGUGUAAUAAAGUAUCAGACAUGAUUCAAGGACAGGCUACUACGGGAAGUAUGAAAUUGCAGUUAAUCCCUAUUUUGCAAUAUAUGCAUCACGACGCCACCACAUCAGCUAUGGUGCGUCAGUUAUGCACCGACUUACUUCCCAGUUAUCCUUCUGAAGAUUUUGUACUUGUAACAUUAAACACACUCACGCAACUGGCUGCUGCUACUUUAGUCGAUAUACCGGGACAGGUUUCCCUGUUAUUAAAGUAUUUGCAGUCUGAUCCACGAUGGCAAGUAAAAUCCAAAUCCUUGCAAUAUUUAUAUCAACUUGCCAAGCCAGGUGCUCAUUUGUGGCCUAUUGGCGCUAUUGAUAAUAUAGUAGAUAUGGCCAUGCAAACUCGGGCACCAAAAGUUUUAAGUUUGACUUUGGAUGUGAUUGGUGUUCUUGCCGAAUCGCCAAAUAUAUGCCACGAACAUAGCUCACAUUUUUCAAAGCUAAGAGAAUUUUGCAGUAAGAAUAGCUACUCAUCGCAUAAUGCAAUAGCGGCACAAGCAAUCCAAGUAUUGACUAGAAUUUUAUGCUAUUGUUAUACAGAAGGUUUAGAAGUUCAUGGCGCUCAAGAAGUAAUAAAUUCCUUAGAAACUCUAAUAUUACUGCUUAUAUUUUCUGAUGGAAGAAGCCUGUACCAUUUGAAAGUUGCAUUGAAGUGCGCUGUUCAAUUAUGUGAAGCCAAGCACGAGCAUUGUAUGACAUUUGUGGAGUUGCUCGGUUCAAAUUUGAAAAGUUUAAAUGAGGAGUCGACGGUUGCAGUUUGUGAGGCUUUAGGUGCCAUAGGUGGUUUACAACCGGAAACCUUAUUAUCGUUACUUCCUGAUAUGCUUGCAAUUCUAACUGAACUAUCGGCUGUGGAUAUUCAUACCGAUUUACAGACUAAUGCCCAAGUAUUACUAUGCACGCUACUUUUUCAGACCUUGUGCGGCUAUCAGUGGAAUCAAGAAACGAAAAAUGUGAUCAAAAUCGUCACGGUUAACAACAAUUUAUGGGCCAACUAUCGCAUUGCACGCGCCGCCGUGCGAUACAGUCAUCAUGAAGUAGCCUUGAAUAUACUUAGAGAUCUUACAGAAAGAGUCAGUUCUGAAAAUUUACACUUUUGGUUGGUCUGUUUGAAAGAAAUGUUCGAUGCGGAAGCUGCUCUUUCAAGUACAGAAAAAGAAAAUGUUGUCGAUUGUUUAAAUUCAGCUGUGAAUCAUUACAACAAAGCAAUAGCAGCAUUAAAGGUUGCCGGAACACCAUCAAACAGUCUUCAAUUUCAAUCCGAGUAUAUGCGCUUGCGCACUGAAUUUUUGCAAUGCCUGGUACAAUUGGUACAUACCUCCAACAUUCUUUGCAUUGUCCCUCCUCCGGCAAUCGCUUCAUCUAUCGUGCAAACGACUAGGGAUGAGUACCAAAGGCACGGGUACAUUACGAACCAAAUGCGAAAAUGUGUAAAGGAAUUUAAAAAUUGCGGAGAACUAUAUUGGAAAUUAUAUCAAACAGCUUUUGAUGCAGAUCCUGCAACACUCGAAAAUAUUCAAAUCUUGCAGCAAAUGUGUGGAUUGGUAGAACAAUGCAUUGAAAUGGUCUGCAUGCCUGGAAAUAAAAUCGACGACGAUCCCAUCGAAUUUAAUGUCCAAAAUGCAAGGUUGGAAUCUCAACAACUGAUUCGUGGCUGUCAAAAUGUUGUCAAGUUAGCCCGUACAAUCAACGCAGACGGUGGCCAAACAAUAACGCACAAGCAUAUUGAUGUAUUGAAGAGUGCCGUAGAAAUCCUUGCUAAUUCAUCCUUGCCGAUACCUAGAUAUUUCUUCCAAGUUCUUCAGUCGACUACUCUGAAAUUAGCUAUUAGUCCACAGCCUCGUGUCUUAGGAGAAUUUAUUAGCGUUCAAUCAGGUUCUCAAUUGGCAGUUAAAGUGGAGGGUAUUGUUCAACAUGGACAACGACCAGGACUAUUUAGGCAAGUCAAAGGAAUAUUAGUAACGGUCACUUCACAACUGCAAUUAAAUAACAAAAACAAGGAUUCCUUAGAUUUAAAGGGAGUUGACGUAAACCUAACAUUAACACAAACAGUCAUACCCCACAAGGAUUUCUUUACAGCUCAAUUUUUACUGGCUUUCCCGAGAGGUGGCCAAUAUGUUUUAACAAUCGAAGCGUCAGUAUUAGAUGAACACAGUAAUAUUUGGAAAACAGGUCCGAGGUCAUCUUUGACAGUAAAAGUUCCAGAAGAAAAUAAGCCGGCGCCUAUUAACAUGCCUGGAAUGGCUACUACCAUCAACAAUGUCAUUCUUAUGCCAGAGGAUAGUCUUUUCAUUAGACCAAACCAAAAAAAAACUUAACGUGUAUGAGUUUUUAAUCAUUCUACAUGAUUUGAUAAUAAAAGUAUAAUAGAG
This is a messenger RNA of Photinus pyralis (common eastern firefly), 3102 nucleotides long. It is a transcript of the gene INTS7, whose product is annotated as integrator complex subunit 7. The transcript has 13 exons. Gene Ontology annotation, cellular component: integrator complex. Gene Ontology annotation, biological process: snRNA 3'-end processing. The record is from RefSeq and is a predicted model, not a curated record. Lineage: Eukaryota; Metazoa; Arthropoda; Insecta; Coleoptera; Lampyridae. Bases 172 to 3048 code for a protein of 958 amino acids.